CCGCCAUGUUAGGAGCGGGGCGGCGUUGCGCGGUGCGCGGGGAGCUCUGCGCGGGUCCCGGGCGGUGCCUGCCUGCCGGGGGAGCCUGAGCGCGGGGCUGCGCCGCCGGGGAGGCGGCCCGCCGACAUGCUGCUGCUCCGAGCUGCCGCCUGCUGCCGCCGGGCCGCCUCCGGCCCCGCCUGGCUGCGGAGGGCCGCCGCGCACCGAGGGCCACCCGCCGCCUGCCGCCGCCGGGACAGCGCGGGGGGGCGGCAGGUUACGUCUUUUCAAGCGCUGGCUGUUCGCAGCCUCAGCACAUCCGCCCCUCCUGACCACCCGGAACAUGGAAGAUUAGUUUAUAAAGGAAACUUGGCAAAGGCGGUGUUUGGUGUGAGGUUUUUCUCUUACUCCACCAGCGUAUUCAACCUGUUCAUGGUGCCCUACAUCAUGCUCAAAACUGGCAUUGGAUUUGAUAGUCUGCUUAUACAAGCUGCAUUUUAUGGGUUGAUAGGGUUUUUUACAUUUGUAACGCCAGUCACUUUGCAUAUCCUUACAAAAGGCUAUGUGAUUCGACUCUAUUACAAAGAGGAAAUGGACACCUAUACAGCUAUUACGUACAAUGCAAUCUUGACAGAAAAAGUGACUGUCUUCCAUCAGAAAGAUGUGAAGAUUCCAGACAUCACCAAGAUGUUUACAACGUUUUAUGCUAAAACUAAAUCAAUGCUUGUUAAUCCGCUGCUUUUCCAGAAUCCUGAGGAUUUUAACCGUCUCAUGGGCUAUGACAAAUCCUUAUAUUUUGAUUUUGAGGAGGAAAAGGAAAACAGUGAAAGUAAAUAACUUGCAGAUCAGGAAUGUCACUUAUUGUUUAUGGUGCAGAGCUAUAUAUGUAAAAGCAUGUUAUGUUCUAUUACAUUUUCUUAAGUAUCAGGUAACAUUUGAGUUCCCCAAAUGUGUUUUGGAAUGUACUGAAAAAAAAGGUUCUAAACAAUGUGCAGUCUUUCUUCAAAGUUAAUGACACAAAACAUACUAAAAAAUGCUUAUGUCUGUCUUGUGCUUGCUGUUCUUGAUUUAACUUUUAUUAUUAACUGUCCAGGAGAAUGGUAAAAUUCAUGGGCUGUGCUUCAAACUCACAAUCUCUGUUGUAAAAUUCAUAUUAAAAAAAUGAUCAGCAUUCAUUACCUGUCAGGUUUUUAAGAUUAGAGAGAAAUUGCAUUUAAUGCAAAAAGAUAGGGCUCUUUUUUUUUUUUUUUUUUUUCCCUCCUGAUGCUGCUCUUCAUACCCAGAGUGGUAUUGGCUUUUACUUAGCCAGGAAGAGUCUUCAGAAAGCAGACAGGUAUUGUUACUAGUUCCUUUUAGAGGUCUGGGGGCGUCUGGAGAAGUUAGAAAGAACAGCUUAGUCACAGCAAGGUAUAGUCACAGGUACUAAAUGGUGUGUUAAGGUAGAGUCCCAUUCCCAAGGAACACUGCUCCCAGAUACAGAAAACAAGUAGCCUGUCUUUUCUGUGUGUACUUAGGGGAGCGUGUUAGUAUAAGAACUGUGCUGUGAAAAUCCUGUCAAAGCAUGCUGUAUUUGGACCUACUUAAAAUACUAGCAGCUGCUGGUUAAAAUGGACUCAUUUACCAUUUGUGACAGUGGGGGAUGCAAAAGGAAAUCUCUGAUAGAAUACUGUUUAGAGCUUGUGCCUUAAAAAGUAUACCUCUUGAUUUUUAGGUCUGCAAAGAAAGACAUCUUUAAUUCAAGUAAAGAGCAUUAGAUCUUUUCAUGUGACUGGAUUGCUUAAAUUAGUUUUGCACUCUGAAUAAGUGAAAAUUGGAUUUAAAUGUUUUUAAUCCAAGGAGAAGUUUGACACGCAAACUGACAAGUACUUGUAUAAAAAUAAUGAAAGUCCUAAAUAUUUUCAGACUUAAAAAAUUGCUGAAUCAGACAAGAAUACAUACAGAAUUCAAACUGAUCCUUUCAUAUUGGCAGUUUACUUUGUAAAUCUGAUGCUUGCUACUAAUUCCUGAUUAGUCAUCCUGAUCCUGUGAAUAAAGAAAAAAUAAUUAGGAAACAUCCGUACAGGUGGUUAUAAGUUCUAGCCAAGGAAAAGAUGUAUUUAAAAGUCUAAAUGUAUUCUAAAACUAUGAUUCCAAUUCCUUCUUGCAGGUUGACACUGUAGAUAAUUCUAAAAUACAUGUGUUUUUAAAUAUUGUUCUUACUGUUGAAACCACUCUUGAUAUAAUGGCUAAUUAAAAAGCAAAUCAGUCCAUUGAGUUAUUUCUGAGGCACAUUUGUGUUGGAACAGCUUUCAUUUGAAAAGCCUGAUCUAACCCCGUAAAGCCAGUAUCACUCGGUAGGUAAGCGUUAAUAUACAAAAAUGUGUUCAAUGCGUCAUACUGAAGACAGGAGGCCAGUAACAAGCAAUUCUGAUCACUUGGUUGUAGUACUUGUUCUCAAUGAAGUGAUGUUUUACACCUAAUUAAAAAAUUGUUCAUUCUUUCCA
Messenger RNA from Cygnus atratus (black swan), 2462 nucleotides. It is a transcript of the gene TMEM70, whose product is annotated as transmembrane protein 70. Gene Ontology annotation, cellular component: mitochondrial membrane. Gene Ontology annotation, biological process: mitochondrial proton-transporting ATP synthase complex assembly. Lineage: Eukaryota; Metazoa; Chordata; Aves; Anseriformes; Anatidae. The transcript is spliced from 3 exons. The record is from RefSeq and is a predicted model, not a curated record. The coding region runs from base 127 to 816 and encodes 229 amino acids.